This is a messenger RNA of Anguilla rostrata (American eel), 2768 nucleotides long. Its product is annotated as dynein light chain Tctex-type 3-like. Gene Ontology annotation, molecular function: dynein intermediate chain binding. Gene Ontology annotation, biological process: microtubule-based movement. The record is from RefSeq and is a predicted model, not a curated record. Gene Ontology annotation, cellular component: cytoplasm; cytoplasmic dynein complex. The transcript is spliced from 5 exons. NCBI's taxonomy places the organism in Eukaryota, Metazoa, Chordata, Actinopteri, Anguilliformes, Anguillidae. The coding region runs from base 124 to 471 and encodes 115 amino acids.
AUGUCUUGGCUCACAGUUCUUGACCAUCAGUUCCCAGAGUGACAGCUAAACAGGAACCCAGGCAGUGGAAGUGUGAAGAACGAUCGGAAUCCGUUGAACUUCUCGCUUUAUUUUAAAAGUAAAAUGGAAGAAUAUCAUUCAGGCGACGAGGUGUCCUUCAGUCCAGAUGAAGCGAGUAACCUUGUUAAAGAGUGUGUCGAGGGCAUCAUUGGCGGGGUUGACUAUAACCAGGGCAAAGUCGGCCAGUGGACAGCUAGCAUUGUGGAGCAGUCCCUCACCCAUCUGGUUAAGCAGGGGAAGCCCUUUAAGUACAUCGUGAACUGCGCGGUGAUGCAGAAGAGCGGGGCCGGCCUCCACACGGCCUGCUCGUGUUACUGGGACACCACCACCGACGGAAGCUGCACGGUGAGAUGGGAGAACCGCACCAUGUACUGCGUGGUCAACGUGUUCGCCGUCGGCCUGGCGAUGUAGCCUGCCGGGGGGGGGGGGGGGGGGGGGGGGGGGUCAGAGACUGGGCAACACGUGCAAAGACUCGCAGGGGAACCACCAAAGCCUUCUAAGACCUGGUGCUGGACCGCAGGACGCAGAACCUCACCCGCGCCGCCGCACAGCCAGCUCAGACGGCGAUCGCUCCUGGGGCUGCUGUUCGCUUUUCGCACCGGCUGAUCGUUUCAUUUUAUGGUUGUGUAAGGCCUCCAGGCAAACAGACGGUGUGCCACCACUGUUAUUAUCAUCAUUGUGAUGUAAAUGUCAUUUUCCUCAUUUUAGUCCUGAACACAGAGAAGUUAUACAUAUUGUUUGCGUCUGGCUGGGGGCAAUGUAAUCUAUGAUCAGGUUGAGACGUUCUUAUGAAUAAUUCUCAAGCUUUUGUCAGUUCAAAUAUUACCCACACUCACACACGUAUGUAUGUGUGUGUGUAUAAAUAUUAUAUAUACUAUACAUACUUAUUUAUAGCUAUCACUUUUAUAUAUUUUUCAAAAAAAAUGUAAUUACUAUAGUUAACCUAUUUCACCAGAACAAGUAAAUACAUGAAAUGAUGAAAUAAUGAAACCUUUCUUUUAAUUUUAAUAACCUUCAGAAUUGUUUCAUGGGUUUAUGUUGUUUUCUACCCCAUUGUGGUGCAUGUCUAAUCGAAAUGGCAUUUAUUUAGUUCCAGAAUAGGAAAAAGAUGAAUGGAUUUGAUCAAGCGGUUACUGUAGAAGGGUGUGACGGGGUACUUGCAGUCUGAAAUGCAGCAUGUUCGUGUUGGUCUGCCGAAAGUUGCCAUGUUUCAGCAUCUCCAUAGAUUUAUCCCAUCAUUCUUUGCUGAGAAUAUUUUUGAUUUGUCUACCCCUUAAAUGACAUGAAUGUUUAUGUUUUAUGUGAUGGUAGAAAGCCUGCUUUCCUGGAUUUGGCUCCAGGUACCCCCGACGUGUGCUUAAUGAGUUUAAUAUUUAUGAUAGUGGUUAUUGGGACACAUUUCUUAGACAAAUCACGCUAUUUGCAAAAGUAAUUUAAUUUGUUUUUGCAAAGAUAACGUAACCUAAACAGACGGUAUUUCCCUAAUGCAGGGUUGGAGUUGUGUUUCUUCAACCUGGCUGCCUCCCUGUAAUUAAAAAAAAGAAUACUGUCCCAAAAAAUGAACAAAACCACCUCUAGCAGCAUUUAGAUUUACAUCUCUGAUGCUACUAAAUUCAGUCUGUCAAUCACACUUUAACCUUUGUUUCUGUGUGUGACUGCACCAUCUGGGGGAGGUUGGUGUAAUUGCAAGCUAAUGUUGCAGUUUUACCAUGUUUUAACCAUAUUAUUAUCUCUUGGUCCUAAGCUGUAAAAUAAAGGGGGAAGGACUCAAAGAUUCAACACAUGCAAUCUGAAUGACCGGCUUCUUUGAAAGGUUCAGUUUUAACAUAGUUUUUUCUUGCAUUUUUUUGUUGUUGUGUUCUUCCAGCCAAUGGCUCUACUUUUCUUCAGUGUGAACUCAAGACAGUGGCCAAAUGGCCUUGGUUUUUUUGAAAGUACAAAAGUGAUUUCAGUUAUUAAUCCAUCGACCCACUUGCAGAGCAGUUACUCAGAUGUCAGAGCAGUUACUCAGAUUUUAUGGCUUGGAAGGAGUAGUGCUCUUCUUACAUGACCAGAUAUAGCCGUUAAUGUCUGAACUGUUGGACAGAGCUUUGCGUUAUGUGAAUAUAAAUACUUUGUGAGGAGAGCAGUAGCCCAGUUUUGAAAGAAAGAUUUAGUAUUCACAGCAGCCUGCCUGAAAUACUGUAUUCAGCCAAUAAUGUAUAAGAAAAGUAAUGUACUCAGCCAAUUGUUGCAUUAGAAUGAGCUCUGGACAAUGCAUUGUAAAUAAAGGAGACAAGCAUACUGUACCUUUCUUUUAGAGGCUUGCGUUUGUAGGACAUGGAAGUUCCCCAGUGUCUGCAGACAUUGGGCCUUAUGGCAUCUGCACUGUUCAGGCAUUUGCAUGCAAUGCAAAAGGGUUGCCAAAGUAGGGGGAUUUUGUCCCAAAUGCAGGCUUAAAAAAAAAAAAAAUCCAUAGUUAUGUUUCAGAGUAAAAGUAUGGCAGUCAAAUAUUGAUGGGGAAUUCUAUUUGUAAUGUGGAUUUUAGGGGAAUCGCCUAAAAUAUCUGGCAACAGUGGUUUUCAUUUCCAAGCACUGACUCUAGGCCAGUUAUAUGUCCUUUUCCCCCUCACAAUGGUUGGAUCAGCAGAUCCUGGAUCAGUCUUGGGGGAAAUGCAUGCUGUUUGCUGGAACUGAAGCAAUGCUGUAAAUAAAGAUUGGUAAAUCAU